AUGCCUUCCACCAAUGAGGGACAAGGUACGUCCAAAAAUGCAUCAAGUGUUGGGAAUUUAAGAGAAUUUCACUUGAAUAUCACAGACUGGAAUAUCUACAAGGCGAGAUUGAAUAACUAUUUCUCAGCAAACGAAAUUUCCGAUACGAAUAAACAACGGGCGAUCCUAUUGAACAUGUUGGACGAGGAAGCCUAUAAACUAAUAUUUAACAUAUGUAGCCCGGACCUUCCAGAAGAUAAGUCUUACAAUUCGUUACUGGAAUUAUUCGACAAACAUUUCACGCCGAAGAAGUCAGUCUUGGCUGAACGCUAUAAAUUCUUCGCGGCGAAAAAGGAUUCGUAUGAAAAUAUCAAGGAGUGGGCUGCAAGAAUAAGAAGUUUGGCUGUUUCCUGUGAAUUCGGACAAGAACUGGAUAUCUGCCUCAGGGAUCGUUUUGUCUGUGGGUUUGAGAAGGGAGCAAUUUUGGAUAGAUUGCUAGAAGAAAAAAAGGAGAUCACAUUUGAACAAGCGAUCAAUGUGGCGGAAAACAAAAUGGCGGCGUGUCAGAGCUACCAGAUUUCAGGUCUUGAAAUCAAGUCGGAGCCGUUACAUCAUAUACGCAAACGCAAUAACAAGAGUGACGAAGGAAAACGUCAUCAAGCAGAAGGCCAUCAUCCGGUGCAGGACAGGGAGAGUUGCGCAGUUUGUGGUAAACAAGGACAUCGCAAAGAUAAGUGUUAUUUUAGAUCAUAUUCUUGUAAUUUUUGCAAAGUUCAGGGUCAUUUAUCUAAUGUUUGUCCCCAAAAACAAAAUAGAAAUAGAUAUAGUCAUAAUUAUUUGCGAAGUGAUAAUAAUGUUGAGAACAAAAGUAACCUUUUGAACAAUGACUUGGAUGAUCUUCAAUUAUAUAGUAUAAAUGAGAAAAUGGAAAACACCCCUUUUACUAUUGAAGUAAAUAUAGAAUCUCAUAAAAUUGUUUGCCAAAUCGAUUCAGGGGCUAGUGUUUCCUGCAUGUCUGAAAAUGUAUUUUCGAAACUUUACGCACAUGAUCAUACGUUGAAGUCUUCUGACCAAUGUUUGCAUUUCUAUAAUGGUACCAAAGUAAAACCGUUGGGAAUUUUUCGUGCAAACGUAGAAUUCAGAAAUAUCAAAAAUAACAUAGAUUUUUAUGUUUUCAAAAAUGGAGGUCCGCCAAUAGUUGGAAGAGAUUUUUUAAUAACAUACAAUAUGGGAAUUGUAGACAAUGUGAAUUUCGUGAAUGAUAGAGCUGAAGGUAUAGUCAAUGAAUUUUUUGAGGUAUUUUCUGAUGGGUUAGGAAAGUUUUCAAAAGGAGUUGUAACUAUUAACCUGAAGGAUAGUGAUGUUAACCCUAAGUUUUAUAGAGCUAGACCUGUACCUUACGUUUUAAAAUCCAAAAUAGAAGACGAAAUCAAUAGACUUGUUUCUUUAGGUGUUCUGUAUCCAGUUGAUUAUAGCGAAUGGGGAACUCCAGUCGUACCAGUAUUGAAGAAAAAUGGAUCAUUGCGUCUUUGUGGAGACUACAAAGUAACUAUCAACCCGCAUAUUGAAGUUGACCAACAUCCUCUGCCGAGAAUUGAUGAUCUGUUCAAUUGUCUACAGGGUGGAGUAAAAUUUUCAAAACUGGACCUGUCUGAUGCUUACCAACAGAUAGGCUUAGAUGAAAGUUCUAAAGAGCUCACCACAAUUGUUACUCAUAAGGGCUUAUACAGGUACAAUAGAUUAACAUACGGAAUUGCGUCAGCACCUGCUAAGUUUCAAAAAAUAAUGGAAUCGCUUUUCACUGGUUUAGAAGGUGUCGUAGUAUUUUUGGAUGAUGUGUUGAUAACUGGAAAAGAUGAUAAUGAACAUUUGGAAAGAUUGAGAGUAGUUUUAACAAUUCUAAAAAAUUCAGGUUUGAAAGUAAGUCGUCCUAAAUGCAAAUUCUUUCAGGAUAGUAUUGAGUAUCUAGGUUAUAUAAUUGAUAAGGAAGGUUUGCAUACCAGUGAAUCAAAGACAGUAGCUAUUAAAAAUGCGGAAGCACCAACCAAUGUGAGUGAACUCAAAUCGUUCUUGGGAAUGGUGAACUACUAUGGUAGAUUCAUCCCAAAUUUGUCAACUAUAUUACAUCCGUUAUAUGAGUUAUUGAAAAAAGACAAAAAAUGGGAUUGGUCUGACAAUUGUCGAAAAGCUUUCGAGCAGAUUAAAUCCUUCUUAGCUUCUCCUCGAGUUCUAGUACAUUUUGACCCUCUUAUGAAAAUAAAACUGACAGUUGAUGCUAGUCCAUACGGAGUAGCAGCGGUGUUGAGCCAUAUUCUUCCUACAGGGAUAGAUAGGCCAAUUGCCUUCGCUUCUAGAACACUUUCCAACAGUGAAAAAAAUUAUUCCCACAUAGAAAAAGAAGGUUUGGCGAUAAUAUUCGCGGUAUUGAAAUUUCAUCAGUAUUUAUACGCAAAUAAAUUCAAAUUAGUAACAGACAAUAAAGCAUUGAUCUCAAUUUUUGGUCAGCAUAAACCCAUUCCACAAUUUUCGGCCAACAGACUUAGACGUUGGGCCGUGAUACUAUCUAACUAUCAAUAUGAAAUAGAAUAUGUCGAAUCGAAAAAGAAUAAUGCAGAUGCGUUAUCCAGGCUAUUAAAGAAUCAUUCAGAAAACGAUACUCUAAGUAUCGAGGAUAAAGAGGUAAACUAUUGCAAUUUUUUAUCAAAUAGUGACGAAUUACCUAUGAACUAUAAUCAAAUUGUACGCGAAACGAAACAGGAUGAGUUAAUUGCUAAAAUAAUUAGGUUAGUGAAAACAGGAUGGCCUAGAUAUAUCAAUGAUGUAGAUAUUAAACCGUUUUUUUCUAGACGCUUUGAGUUCUCGGUGGUUGAUAAUUCUCUUUAUUGGAACCAUAGAAUUAUUAUCCCGAGCAAGCUACGAUCGGUGUUCUUAAAAUCUCUUCAUCAAACACAUUUUGGAAUUGUUAAAAUGAAAAAUAUAGCUAGAUCGCACUUCUGGUGGCCGAAUUUAGAUAAGGAAAUCGAAGAUACGGUUAAAAAGUGUCAUAGUUGUUCCAAAGUUGCGGGUAAUCCCCCAAAGGUUCCGUUGGCCAAUUGGUCUUGGCCAAAGGAAGUGUGGGAGAGAUUGCAUAUUGACUAUUUGGGACCAAUCGCAGGAAAAUAUUAUUUAAUUAUACUUGACGCCCAUUCGAAAUGGCCCGAAGUUUUUGAGACUUCUUCUACUAACACAGAAAUAACAAUAAAAAUUUUGAAACAAAUUUUUGCAAGAUUCGGUUUACCAGUAACCUUAGUUUCGGAUAAUGCCACAUAUUUCAAGUCCUCUGACUUCGAAUUGUUCUUAACCAACAAUAAUAUUUCACACAAAACGAUACCCCCAUUUCAUCCACAAUCUAAUGGUGCUGCCGAAAAUUCUGUAAAGUUGUUCAAAAAUUCUUUGAAAAAGGCUUUUGUUGAAGGACACCCUGUGGACACGAAUACAGUUCUUUGCAGAUUCUUGUUGGACUAUCGUACUACAAAGCACUGUACGACUGGAGAAACUCCAGCAAAAAUUAUGUUUGGUCGUAAUAUAAGGACAAGGUUUGAUGCCAUACUGUAUAAACCGUCUAGUGUAUUGCGAAAUAGAGUUUUGGAAGCUCAAGAUAGACAAAAGAAAUAUUUCAAAGGCAAUAACCAUGUCCAAUUCUUAGUUGGUGAUACUGUUUUAGUAAAAGAUUAUCGCGAUCAAAAUAAGCCAACCUGGAUUAAAGGCAUCAUUCAGAAGAAAAUUGGUAGAGUAACUUUUCUUGUGUAUAUCCCGGAGUUAGAAAAAAAUUGGAAAAGACAUGCAAAUCAAUUAAAAAAAUCUCUACCAGAUAUAAGUUAUCCGAAUAAGAGUACAGUUGCUGAAACAGUGACUCCAAACAAUGAUAAUACAACUGUUACUAAUGAAAUUGUACCAACUAGACCCAAGCGUGUGGCUAAGCCACCUGAACGCUAUCAAGCUUCUUAA
Coccinella septempunctata (seven-spotted ladybird) is the source of this 3966-nucleotide messenger RNA. RefSeq lists its product as uncharacterized. Gene Ontology annotation, molecular function: nucleic acid binding; zinc ion binding. The transcript has a single exon. Lineage: Eukaryota; Metazoa; Arthropoda; Insecta; Coleoptera; Coccinellidae. Bases 1 to 3966 code for a protein of 1321 amino acids. The record is from RefSeq and is a predicted model, not a curated record. Gene Ontology annotation, biological process: DNA integration.